Daphnia pulex (common water flea) is the source of this 2402-nucleotide messenger RNA. RefSeq names its product syntenin-1-like. Lineage: Eukaryota; Metazoa; Arthropoda; Branchiopoda; Diplostraca; Daphniidae. Gene Ontology annotation, cellular component: cytoplasm; plasma membrane. The record is from RefSeq and is a predicted model, not a curated record. Bases 1159 to 2073 code for a protein of 304 amino acids. Gene Ontology annotation, molecular function: protein binding. The transcript is spliced from 8 exons.
UGAGUAUAUAAGCAGCAAUUUGCUUCGGUAUCUUCACUCAUUCACUCCAAGCUUCAGCAAAAACAACAACAUGGCUUCUAUCAAGUUGAUUGCUCUGUGGGCUUUCUUGGUCGUUCUUGUAGCAGUUGCCACCGCCGCUCCUCGUUACUUUAUCAUUGACGAUGGUGAAGAAGCUUCUCCGAUGGUGCGAGUCCGUCGUGAUGACAAGUACGUUGCGGCCGCCAGCGGAGGUGGUUCCUACGGAAAGGGACAAGUUGGGCCCGUUUACACCUUCGUCAAGACCGAUCCUCAGGCUAAUUUCAAGUGGGGAGUCCGUCAUCGCGCUGGAGUCCAAUACGGCCGAUAAACCAACGUCUUCUGACCGAAACACACACCUUAACCCAGAAAAUACACUCAAGCUGGCUCUUGAGACGAAGACCCACAUCUCACGCUCUUGUACGUUCAUCCCAGUAUUCUGUGUCAUCGUACUCUAAAAUCGUGAAGCAGUAAUCGUUUGUUCCAGUUCCAGUUCACUGUUAAUUUACCGAAAUUACACAUUUGCCGACUAAAAAACAGGCCCAUAGUCUAUCAGAAAAUUAUUUUAGAUUUCUAAUUAAAGUCUAAAAGAAUCUACUCAAGUUUCCAGGAUAACAUUUUCUUUUCGGUGGUUGAAAACCGUUUUGUAAAAUUAGAAAACAGCUGAAGAAGUCUACGACCUUAACCAACCUUCACCGCACCUCCACAAAGUUAUUUUUUAAAAAUAGAUGUAAGACCUAAGGGGGAAACUUUCAGCCAGGAACCAGUGUCAAAUAACGUGAAAACUGUAACUGUUUUGUAUUAUUUUUAGGAACUGCUGGCGUAAAAGAAGAACAUUGUUUCAAAAAUUCGCGGUCCUAUUUCGAAUUAAUCGAGCAAAAGAGUAAAUCGAUUAUUUGACUUUGUGCGUAUGUAGCCUUUAGCGUCAUCUGCUAUCUUGUGUGAUUGCCCAAUGCCCACAGACAAGUCCCGGAUUUGGAACGUGUUGAAACCUUGAGUGACUCAUUCUUUGAAAAGCUACUGGCGUGCAAGGCGUUUCUUAUUAAGCUUCCGGAUUGUUUAUUUCUUGUCAGUGUGUGUCGAUCAACGGCGUGGAGAAUUUGUCUUUGUUUCAGUGUGAAAAAUCAAUAGUUAUUCAUCAUCAUGUCUCUCUACCCUUCUCUCGAGGACAUGGAGGCCGAUAAAAUGAUCAAAGCCCAAAUCAAGGAACAUCAUAAAACUGUGGCCCCUGGUCCUGUGUACGGGGUACAUCCUCCUCAAAGCCAUGCAAUGCAUAAUGAGAAUGCUAUACUGUACCCUUCUCUUAACGAUUUCAUGGGGAUGGAAAUCACAUCAGAAAUGCUUUCUGCCAACCAAGUGGCUCUUUUCCCAGCUCAAUCUGUGACGACUGUGGCAGUUACAAGCAAUUCUGUGGCCCCUGUGUCUUCAUUCGGAAUGGUAGCUCCACUGUCAGGCCAGAGUUUGGGACUAGCCCGUGGCCAGGUGACUCAUGGAAUUAGAGAGUUGGUGUUGUGUAAAGGAAGUGAUGGCAAAAUAGGAGUUCGCUGCCAGGCAGUUUCAAAGGGUAUUUUUGUAAGUUUGGUACAGUCUGGAUCUCCUGCUGCCCUGGCCGGUCUACGUUUUGGUGAUCAAAUUCUCCAGAUUAACGGAGAAAAUGUCGCAGGAUACUCCAUGGACAAAGUUCAUAAUAUUUUCAAAAAAGCUGGCGUAAACAGUAUUCACGUAGCCGUACGAGACAGGCCAUUUGAAAGGAGCAUCACUUUGCACAAAGAUAGCUUCAAUCACGUAGGCUUCACAUACAAGGAAGGUUGCAUUACCAGUUUGGUGAAGGAUUCUUCAGCUGCUCGCAACGGCCUUCUGACUGAUCACAAUCUACUCGAAGUCAAUGGCCAAAAUGUGGUCGGAUUAAAGGACAAAGAAAUUGGUCGAAUUAUGGAAGGUGCUGGUGCUUGCGUCACCCUCACAGUUAUGCCAAAGUUCCUCUACGAGCAUAUGAUUAAAAACAUGUCCAACAGUCUUUUGAAGAAAGCGAUGGAUCAUUCUGUUCCGGACCUGUAAAAUGCUGAAUCGGUUUCUAUCGGCCAACCUUAGAUCAAGUCAUUUGUUGUUGCCCAACGAAGGUGCACGCCGAAACGACGAUUAUUCAAUGAAUCAAUCAUUCAACUUCUACUAUACAUAUAAUACGGUAUCGUGAUCCUCCCUCGAAUUUGACUUGGUUCUCCCUUCUUUUCGUUUGUUUUAAUUGCGUGUUUCAAACAAAUAUUUUGUCUACAUUCGCUGGUUCUGGUCUCAAAAAACAUUUCCUUCUUUUCUCGUUUGCCAUAAAGUGUACACGUUGGGCGCUAUAUGUUAUUAUAUACUAACCACAAUAAAGAAAUUCAAAAUUU